AUGGCCGACCAUAUGUAUGUUGAGCAGCUGACUCCGCUAGAUUUGGUUAUGCCGAGAACCUACAUCAGGGUACUUUUGGUUUUUCAAACGACGAUUUCGACGCUAGCAGUCACGCAAAGUCUCCAACACGGUCUUGACCGACUUUCGAAACAAGUGCCAUGGCUCUCUGGGCGAGUCUUCCCGAGUACUUCUAUCCAAAACAAAGCCUCUCUUGAGAUCCGUUCCAAUGCAGGUGAUACACCAACCCUGGUUGAUAAAGGCUCUAUAGCGGCAACAUACACGACAUUGGCUUCUCAUGGAUUACCUAUGGAAGCCAUUCCGUCCGAAGUCUGGCCAGUAUCAAGCAUGAUCGAUGAUGCUCUCUCCGCAACGGGUGCCCCUGCUUUCGCCGCAAGCUUCUUUCGUUUCGCAGAUCAAGGUGUGGGCUUAUGUGUCUGCUUACAUCACAAUGCUGUCGAUGCCAGUGGACUUUCGGAAGUUGUACGACUGUGGGCCCAGAACAUUGCCGAAACCAAGUCUGAGUUCUCAGGCUCGCUUAAAGGUAGAAUUGAACGGGUUUCAAAAGCACUUUCGCCUGACCUUGAAGAGAUCGCAGCGCUGUCGUCUGAAAAUGUCCUCGCAUUGCACCCUGAAUACUCCAACGUACCACCUGCGAUGCCUACAGAAUUUGCUCCAUGCACAUCUAAGCUCUUCGCGAUAUCAAUUCACCGGAUUAAUGCCUUCAAGGAGACUCUGCGCAAGUAUGCGUUGAAUGCACCGACCACAAAUGUUCUGCUGUGCGCACUCAUCUGGACUACGAUUACCCGCGUGCGAAACAACCGCAACCCGGCCCUUGAAAGCGAUACGAGUCGACUGGUGACAGCGGUCAAUGGUCGACAGCGCAUUAGCGAGCGGUUAUCAGACCCUGAAAAUCCGUAUUUUGGAAAUGCUGUGCUUUACUCCCUGACAAAGUGUCACGUUGGAGCUUUGACUACAUCCGAUGAAGCCAUGAGCUCGCUUGCCCAGCUGUGUGAGUGCAUUUCCGAGUCGCAAUCAGAGUCUACCAUCGGCUCGCGUCACAUCGCCGAGGUCUACCGCUUAGUAGAUGGUAUGGAAGAUUAUAGGUCUCUUUUUGCGGGCUGGGACCUAUUUGGAUCGCGUGAUCUCACCAUUACAAGCUGGGCUGCUCUCGACCUGUAUGGCGUGGACUUUGGUCCUAUGCUUGGGAAGCCGAGGUUUGUUAGAUUGCCCUGUAUGGAAGCAGAUGGGGUGGCUAUUAUUCUACCGCGCCGGAGGGCUUUGUCUGAGGAAAUGCUCGAAAUAAUGGUCAUGCUACGCAGAGAUGAUAUGGGGUUCUUAGAUAAUGAUAGCUUUUGGCAGACUCUUGUCUCUGGGAAUACGGUGUAUGGGGACGAUAAUAAGGUUGCUUAA
Messenger RNA from Aspergillus pseudotamarii, 1410 nucleotides. RefSeq names its product transferase family-domain-containing protein. The coding region runs from base 1 to 1410 and encodes 469 amino acids. Gene Ontology annotation, molecular function: acyltransferase activity, transferring groups other than amino-acyl groups. The transcript has a single exon. Lineage: Eukaryota; Fungi; Ascomycota; Eurotiomycetes; Eurotiales; Aspergillaceae. The record is from RefSeq and is a predicted model, not a curated record.